AUGAAACGAAAUCAACGCAUCAUGAUUGGACUCAUUGUAAUACUCUUGAUCUUUCAAGUAUUGGGCCUCAUAUUCCGAUGUAUGAGCGACUCGAUUGCAAUUUCUGUUGUCUUGCAAGCAAGAGAUUAUGUUGCGAAUCAUUAUGCUUCAAACUCAUCUCUCUACUUGGAAACUUUUGUGUAUGAAAAUAGUUCAUUGGUCAUUAAUGAUGAUUCUGUAGUUCCAUACUCCAAAUUAGUGGGAAUGAGUGCCAUGCUCAGUUUUCAGUUGUUUUUCACCUUAUCGAACAUGUGUGUCCUCAUGUUGAUCAUGUGUUUCAUUGGAAAUGUGUUCAUUCGCACCAUUCAGCUUACCAGCACUCAAAGGUCUUCUGGUUACAAGAUUGCAAGAGUCCUUUUCAAUAUUGUGACAACAAUUCUGUCGUCCAUUGUCCUUUUGGUAAUGUGGUCCAUAUCCAUACUGAACUUUUUUGCAGAUUUGAAAUUACUUUCCGAUUUUCAGCUCGAGUUGAAUUUGGUUGCAUUUUCAAUUUUUCUCAUUCAAAUCAAUCUCCAGUUGGCUGCAACUAUUAUUAUUUCUCUCAAAGUACAACAAGUCAUCAAAGCGAAUCGAUCCAACCAUCAGCAUAACCACUCACAAACCAAACAAGCGUUCAUUAAAGUGGUAAUGUUGCAAAUCACUCUCACAUUGUGUGCUGAUCUUCAAGUGGUUGCAAUGGCUUUUGGAGCUGUCGUUAGUGAAUGGGUUUAUUUCAAUUGGUUUUACUUAAUUCUCAAUAAUUUUGGAAUUCUGUUAUUUGCAGUGGUUUCACUCGCUCUUUAUCAUCCCAUCUUUCAUUUCAAAACUUUCACUUCACCAACACCAUCCACCACUACCACUAGCUCACCAAACAAUCAACAUGGAAAAUCCUCUCUUCAAUCCUGCCAGCAAGAGACUAUCGACCAAAAGAAUGAAAACGUCAUGGUGGAUCCAACUGCCCUAAACGAUGAGAUACAAGAAACGGUCAAUACUGUGAGUGUUUAA
Messenger RNA from Naegleria lovaniensis, 1023 nucleotides. RefSeq lists its product as uncharacterized. The record is from RefSeq and is a predicted model, not a curated record. The transcript has 2 exons. Lineage: Eukaryota; Heterolobosea; Eutetramitea; Acrasida; Naegleriidae. The coding region runs from base 1 to 1023 and encodes 340 amino acids.